This is a messenger RNA of Rotaria sp. Silwood1, 1650 nucleotides long. The record is from the annotation of a GenBank genome assembly. NCBI's taxonomy places the organism in Eukaryota, Metazoa, Rotifera, Eurotatoria, Philodinida, Philodinidae.
AUGACAGCGGCUCUGAUCAAUAUAACCAAUACGGGUUUUGACAUCUCUGCAUAUGCAAGUUCUGCAUUACUAUGUUCGAUUACUGCUAGUGAUAAACUUCGUGCAGUGCGUGAAAAAUGCGCUCGAUUAAAAAAAUGUGGCAUUCACACAACGAAUGCUCUUAGCGCAGCAGGUUUUUCUUAUACAAAUCAAGGUGAUACUGUACGCUGUGAAACUUGUGGACUCGAAGUAUCGAACUGGGAUGCCAGCAUGAUUCCAUUUAUAAUUCAUGCUCAACGCAGUCCAUCCUGUCAAUUUGUUCGUUCAUUUCAAGUGGCACAGAAUUGUAUCAAACAAUCAGUUCACCAAAGAAAUGAAUCAAAGUAUUCUCGUAAAAAAAUCAUGUUUGAAAACGAUAUUGUUACACAAGUUCGUGCUCGAACAUUCUCCAAUUGGCCACAUCAAACAUCACCUUCUCGUGCACAAAUGAUUGAAGCUGGUUUUUAUCGAUGCAAUGUACUCGAUCGAGUCAUUUGUUUACAUUGCGAUUUGAUUUGUCAACAAUGGAUACCACUCAUUGAUGAUCCAAUUGAAGUACAUCGAACACUAUCACCGAAAUGUCCUUUUGUGAUAGGAAUGCUGACAAAAACUGAAGAGGUAUCCAUAUCACCACCGUCGAUUAUCAAUGAAUCACCGACAAACAGCACUAAUCGACAUUCUUCGAACCUGAAUAAUAUUGAAUCGUUACGCGUUGGUAACAUUGCUAGUGCUUCUCCCCAUCACAGCGCCUAUGCUGAGUUACCAAAACGUGAAGCAUCGUUUGCGACCUGGUCUAAGGAAGGAGUACCCACCAUAGAUAAUCUUGUUCGAGCUGGUUUCUUCUACAGUGAAAUAGGCAAUGCCGUGACAUGUUUCUAUUGUAACGGUUCCUUACAUGAGUGGAGUCCAGAAGAUGAUCCAGUUAUAAGACAUGCUCAUUGCUUCCCCGAUUGUGCUUAUAUUAAACAACUUUGUGGUGAUGACACUUUUCGUAAAAUUCAAGAAGCGAAGCAACUCGAGAAACAACGUGAAAUAAUAAACAAAGGAAAUACACAGACUAUGACAAUGCCAAAGAACAUCUUCGACGAGCAUACAUGUGAACGUAUGGUCGCUGCACGUCUCGAUUUGCCCGUAUCACAAAAAUUACUCAGCGAAAAAUUUUCGUUGUCGAUCAUUCGACGUUGUUGGGAAGAUCAACUUCGACUGCAAGGUGAUGAUUUUGUCAGCGAUAAUGAUUUAAAAAUUGCUUGUACUAUUCUGCAAAAGCAGAUCGAAUGUAUCAAUGGAAAUAAAGAAAACAUAAUCGUACCAAGCAUAGAAAUGGCAAAACGUCGCGACGCAAAUAACAACAAUGCAAUGGAAACUGAUUCAUCAUCUCUGAUCAAUACAACGAAUGGUUCCGUUUUUCAACCAUCAUCAUCAUCAAACCAAACGUCAACAAAAGCCAAUGAAAUGAAUACAGAAAGUAGCGAAUCACCGUCGAAUCCAUGCGCACUCUGCUUGACAGAAGAGAGAAAACUUGCUUGUAUACCAUGUGGUCAUUUGGCAACAUGUGUACCCUGUGGUCAUUCGCUACGAACAUGUCCUUUGUGUCGGCAAACAAUCAAAGCUUAUCUGCGAAUUUAUGUCUAA